This is a messenger RNA of Salmo salar (Atlantic salmon), 2863 nucleotides long. NCBI's taxonomy places the organism in Eukaryota, Metazoa, Chordata, Actinopteri, Salmoniformes, Salmonidae. The record is from RefSeq and is a predicted model, not a curated record.
UGUUUCUGCGUGCGGUGCAGUUGAGUCCUAAUGAAGGUCAUAGUAAAUACAUGUCUCUAGGGCAGAUACACACUGGCCAGGAGGCUGUGCAAUACUACACCAAAGGAAUACAGAUACUACUGUGUAUGCUGGAGAAACACGCACAAGCCAUAGCAGGAGCAGGAGCUGAGGCAGAAGCCUCCCCACUCCAGGACUCGGGGUCAGAGAUCCUGACAGCCAGAGACGUGUGUGUGUGUGGCCUACUGUUCUGUGGCAGAGAUCUACUUCACUGACCUCUGUAUGGAGGACAGGGCAGGAGAUCAGUGUCGAGAGGCCAUAGAGAGAGCGUUGACCUAUCACCCUGACAACCCAGAGGCAGUACAGCUGAUGGCCAGCUACCUGUUCAAUACAGAGAAGAACCAGGAGGGGAGGGAGUACCUGAGGAGGAGUGUGGAUGCGUGGCUACCUGCCCUGAAACAGAGUGACGCUCCAGCCAGCAGAGAGGACAUAGAGGAGGAACACACACAGAGUGACAUCCCACCGUAUGAAUCCCGCAUCACCACGGCCAAACUCCUCAUAGAGGCAGAAGAGUACGAGGUGUGGUAUUUCUCAGGCUGGGUGUGUUACCUGCAGAUGGAGAGAGCGGAGGAGGAGAGAACAAGGGAGGAGAGAGAAGAGAGCGAUGAGGAGAGAACAAGGGAGGAGAGAGAAGAGAGCGAUGAGGAGCGUGAAGCGUUGAAGGAGGCAGCCAGAUCUUACCUGACCAAAGCCAAGAAGGUCAACACCCUCACCCCCUGUCACAACGGCUUAAGAAAGACGUGUCAUUGGGUGUGUGUACGUGUGGCAGUGGCCAGAUGUGCCUCAGAGACGCCAGGCUUUGAGGGAAAGCUUCUUGGAUUAGACCAGAGAACCUGCUGACCCGUGAUGAACACACACAGACCAGCUGACCAGUGAAAGAGAGACACCAACACACUCUCACACAUACACACCACACCACACAGAGCAGCCAACCUGUGAAAGAGAGAGACACAAACACACUCUCACACAUACACACCACACAGAGCAGCCAACCUGUGGAAGAGAGAGACACAAACACACUCUCACAUACACAGAGCAGCCAACCUGUGAAAGGAGGGAGGGAAACUUGCAUUACUCUAAAUGAGAAAUGUGUUUAAUUGAUUGUGUGGCUUUGCUGAGCUCAGCACUCUUCUCUAAUAUAUAACACUGUUCAUUUAACUAACGGCUAUCGCAGUGAAAAAUCAUACUAUCCUGGCAGAUACGUUCCUUUUUAUAAAUGACCAUUCCAUAAACGUCACAGCUUAUGUUGAAUAAGUACAUUUUAUCGAAAUGCCAUGCUACUCAAUUGAUCAGCUUGAAAAUGAAGGACAUCAACUGUCUCCAAAUGAGCUCCUAGGGGGCCAAGCAUCUUCAGUCAUGGCCUACUGCUUGGAGACUGUUCCUGGGGUGACACAAAUGCAUGCACGUACGCACACACAAACUAUUUUGGCAGGGUUACACUGUAAGUGUGAAGGUGAUGUGUUCCUGCUGCUGUUUGUACUUUGUGUGCACGUACGUGCGUGCAUGGAUGAGACAGAAUAAUGCAGUUCAGCCCAGAUUCUCAGACCUGCUUAUCUCCCUCACUAGAGGAGAAGUUGUUUCGAACAAAAGGAAUGAAUCAGUGUGUGCGUAUGUGUGCUGUAAUGUGUGUGUGUGGUGGUGGGUUCCAUUCUGUUAUCAGUCCAGUGCUUCCACUCAGGCAGAGAGUUUUAUACACCGGGAAAUCUACUGGUCCCCCCUACAAUAGGCUUUUGUAAUGGUCCUGCUUCACAGCACAUUUCACUGAGAUAACAACAGCAAUACUGUGUAUGCGAGAUAGGAUUUCUCUCUGCUCUAUCUGCUUUCCUUGUUCUGCUGAGCCCAAUACACCAGGAAAGAGGCAUUUUUCACAAUAAAUCGUGGUGGAAAUGUGCAUGUAUGUAACAAACUGUGUCUCUCUCUCUCUCUCUCUCUCUCUCGCUCGCUAGCUAUACGUGAAGUUGCGCUGUGACGACGGACCCAUACUGGAGCACAUGGAGCAGCUGCUGGGGGGUGAGACAGAGGGGGAGGAGGGGGACACAGACCCUGCCCUGGAUGAAGACUUUGAGCUCUACAGUGAGGAUGAGGGUGCCAUGGAACAUUGACCACACCCCUCUCUACCAGUGAUGUAGUGGUAAAACAGUAGGUUGGUAACGCUGAGAGACGUUCGCGGUGAAUAAAGUAAUGCUCCCCACGUUUCCAAUGUCUUUUUCUGUGAUAGGUGCGUAAAUAAAAAAAAACAGGGUAAAUGGUGUUUAGACUGCAUUCAACUCUCUACUUUUAUAGUGCACUAUUAACACGGACAUUAAAUAAAGGUAAAGUUUAUAGAAAUGUAGUUUACUAAGACCUCUUACCUAUCUCUGUACACCUCACAAACUAGACCAGAUGCAACACUUUGUUUGAAAGCAGCAGUUGCGAGUGCGACAGUCGAUGGGUCGUUGAGUUUUCUCUGACGCUCUCUCUCGCUAGAUAUUAUCUGUAUUGUGUUCUCAGAAGUGCCUUUCUGCUGUUCUACCCUGAGUUUCCCAGAAUCAUAUGACACCUCUCUCUGUCAUAUUAGUGCUGAAUUGUUUUCUGUAUUUGAAAGGUGUGAUUGACAUGUCGACUCAAGCUUUGUUUCCAUUGUCCUGGACUGAACCAGAUAAAAAAACAACUUCAAUGUUGUCUUUUUUUUUCUCAAUCUGCAUAUUUUUUUGAUUCAUGUUGUAAUAAUGAGGUGAAUGUUUACUUCCCUUGAUGACCCAGGCUCACUUUAGAAAAGAUUCCAUUCUGAAUGUGACCGGCUAAAAUAAAGAACUAAUACAGAAUA